UGCGCAGUUCUUUCUCCAGCAUCAACGCGGCGUUUUAUUUGUAAAUACAUUUUCUGUAGUUGAAACGAAAAUCCUCGUUCCUUGCAACAAAUAUUUUCAGACAAAAACAGGCAUCGGAUUGGCUGUUCUGAUCAAAUUCUGUCUACCUUGAAUUUCUAGCAAAUUCGAAAUAGUCACCGCAGUGCAUUACUUGACGUUAGCAAUCAGGUUAUGUUACGUCUUGACAACGUGUUGAGUGACGUUUAGAAGAAAAAGCUCGUCAGUGGUAUUUGAAAAUCAUCUUCGAUGGACACCAGUAGCAAAGCUGAAUCCGCACCGAAGCAGGCAAUGGUUUACAUCUGCGGAGAAUGUCAUCAUGACAACGAAAUUCGUCCAAGAGAUCCGAUCCGCUGCAGGGAAUGCGGUUAUAGAAUAAUGUACAAAAAACGUACAAAGCGGCUUGUAGUUUUUGAUGCUCGUUGAAGUCACCGAAGGAGCCAAAGAGAUUGCCGAUGAACUUUUGGGACGUUAUUGGAAUUUACCACAUUAUUAACCUCUAUUGUAACAUGCCAAGGCUCAUUAUUCAAUAGCAAGCAAUAAAUGUGAAGUAUAAAAUAA
Molecule: messenger RNA, 597 nt
Organism: Athalia rosae (coleseed sawfly)
Lineage: Eukaryota; Metazoa; Arthropoda; Insecta; Hymenoptera; Athaliidae
Gene: Rpb12
Product: DNA-directed RNA polymerases I, II, and III subunit RPABC4
Exons: 3
Coding region: 286-462 (58 amino acids)
Biological process (GO): DNA-templated transcription
Cellular component (GO): RNA polymerase II, core complex; RNA polymerase III complex; RNA polymerase I complex
Molecular function (GO): zinc ion binding; DNA-directed RNA polymerase activity; DNA binding
Source: RefSeq, a predicted model, not a curated record